AAACCACUCACUUCUUCAUCUCUCUCUCUCUCUCAUCGAUGGUCACAGAAGCCAUGGAAUCACCUGAAUACAAAGUCUCUCCCCUGCCGACGUCGCCGUCUUCUUCAAAUUCCAGCUCCGACGAACCCAAAUUCCCCUUACUCCAAACCAAAAGAAAACUAAAGCGUUCAAAUCUCAUCCCCCAACCCCCCUCCGAAGAAGAAAACCUCGCUCUAUGCCUCCUCAUGCUCUCCGGCUCCCAAUCCCCACCUCAAAUUCUCUCCCACAAAUGCUCUCUCUGUGGCAAAUCUUUCCCAUCCUACCAAGCCCUUGGCGGCCACAAAACUAGCCACCGAAAAUCCACCCCCGCCACCGCCACCGAAGACCGUCCUUCCGCCGGCUCCCCUUCCGCCUCCGCAAUGUCCGGCGGUGGGCGGGUCCACCAAUGCUCAAUUUGCCAAAAAACGUUCCCAACCGGUCAAGCUCUUGGAGGACACAAGCGGUGUCACUAUGACGGCACCAUCGGAAGCGCCGCCGGCUCCGGCCACCGUGGAUUUGAUUUGAAUCUGCCGCCCGUGCCGGAAAUAGGACUUGAACUUGGGGGCAGAUGUAAUUGGAUUUCGGAGGAAGAAGCAGAAGUUCAGAGUCCGAUUUCGGUCAAGAAGCCACGAUUCUUCCUCGCAGCGUAGCCGGAAAUUGAGAACUGGAUUCCAUCUCUUUGACUAACUUAGUCGGCGUGUACGCUUCGGCCUGGCCGACUUUGACAUUUUUCUCUCUUUUUUUUUUCCUUCUAACGUCAUAAGUUAGGUCUACAGGAAUUAAUACAUAGGGUAUGCAUCCACUAACAGGUAAAUCGCUCAUGACUCAUUCUAACCGUUUAUUUAUCCUUAAAUAUUUUAUUUAAUUCAAAAUCUAAAAUAAAAUUUCAAAAUUAUUUCGAAAUUUUAUUUUUAAAUUUUGAAUAAGACAGCAACUGCU
Molecule: messenger RNA, 957 nt
Organism: Dendrobium catenatum
Lineage: Eukaryota; Viridiplantae; Streptophyta; Magnoliopsida; Asparagales; Orchidaceae
Product: zinc finger protein 1
Exons: 1
Coding region: 39-668 (209 amino acids)
Molecular function (GO): DNA-binding transcription factor activity
Source: RefSeq, a predicted model, not a curated record